This is a messenger RNA of Pogoniulus pusillus (Red-fronted tinkerbird), 4638 nucleotides long. RefSeq names its product ankyrin repeat domain 6 (gene ANKRD6). Lineage: Eukaryota; Metazoa; Chordata; Aves; Piciformes; Lybiidae. Gene Ontology annotation, cellular component: cytoplasm; nucleus. The record is from RefSeq and is a predicted model, not a curated record. Gene Ontology annotation, biological process: negative regulation of canonical Wnt signaling pathway; positive regulation of JNK cascade. The transcript is spliced from 19 exons. The coding region runs from base 571 to 2964 and encodes 797 amino acids. Gene Ontology annotation, molecular function: protein binding.
GUGCCGGCGGCCGGGGCGCAGUUGGAGGCGGUGGACCUGUGCCGGACCUCCGGCCCGACGGGCAGCGUGGUGCCGCGGGGGCGAGGGCCGCAUCUGAUGAGAAAUGGAAAUCUGGCUCGAAGUCAUCCUUCCUGUGGUUGACAUCACCUGAAAACUCCACUGGAAAUAUUUCCACUAGUUCACUGCAAACAUCAGCUUCCCUGAGGUCCAACGCCCUAGAGAUUAAGGACUGAAUGAACAAAGAGACCAAAUUACCAUCUCCCCCCUCUGGAUGCUGCUGCAUGGAAACAGGAGCAGUACAGAGACUUCUUGUUGCUAUCAGUACUGGGCAAGGCUGAAGUUGGCAUCGCUGCUGUCCUCAGCCAGAGGACGACAAGACACAGCUGUAAAAUGUUCAGCAGAAGACACUGAAUGGUAGAUCCUUAAGAGUCCAGAGGAUGGCAUAGCAGCAACGUCACCGUCCGGGGAGCUGGGGUCCUUCCUCGCCUGCCUCCCUGCCUGCUGCUUGAACCCGUCCCGAGCCUUUUGAUUUUGGACUGAAGGACCCUGAAAACCUUCCUUCCCUAAUUCAUGAGCCAGCAGGAUGUGGUCGCCGUGCUUUCAGAACGCCUGCUCGUAGCGGCCUACAAAGGCCAAGUGGAGAAUGUGGUGCAGCUUAUCAACAGGGGUGCCAAGGUAGCAGUUACCAAGCAUGGCCGGACCCCCCUGCAUCUUGCUGCCCACAAGGGUCACCUCCACGUUGUCCAGGUUUUGCUGAAGGCAGGUUGUGACCUGGAUAUUCAGGAUGAUGGCGAUCAGACAGCGCUGCACCGGGCAGCCGUUGUAGGCAACACCGAUGUCAUAGCCACGCUGAUUCAGGAGGGCUGUGCCUUGGACAGGCAAGACAAGGAUGGGAACACUGCUCUCCAUGAAGCUUGCUGGCAUGGAUUCAGCCAGUCUGCCAAAGUGCUCGUUAAAGCAGGAGCCAAUGUGCUGGCCAAGAACAAGGCAGGUAACACACCUCUUCACCUGGCUUGCCAGAACAGCCAUUCCCAGAGCACUCGUGUUCUGCUGCUUGGAGGAUCUCGAGCAGACCUCAAAAACAAUGCAGGAGAUACCUGUCUGCAUGUGGCUGCUCGUUAUAAUCACUUGCCCAUCAUUAGGGUGCUGCUCACUGCUUUCUGUUCUGUCCAUGAAAAGAACCAGGCAGGGGAUACUGCUCUCCACGUGGCUGCUGCUCUCAACCACAAGAAGGUGGUUAAGCUGCUGCUGGAAGCAGGAGCUGAUGCAUCUGCUGUCAACAAUGCAGGUCAGACCCCUCUAGAGCUUGCCAGGCAGCACAACAACCCUGAGGUUGCACUUCUCCUCACUAAAGCAUCACAGGUCUCGCGCUUUAACCGUGGGAGAAGCCUGAGGAAGAAGAGAGAGAGGCUGAAGGAGGAAAGGAGAGCUCAGUCUGUGCCACGGGAUGAAGUGGUACAGAGCAAGGGCAGCAUCUCAGCUGCUGACGACACGCCCAGCAGUGACCAGCCACCGCAGCAGAAGAGCAACCCCAAGGAUGAACCUCACUCCACCUCACCAGACCCCAAAGGGAAGAAGAGCAAAAAGAAGAAGCCAAAGGAGAAGGUGUCGGCGCACUCGGACCCCAUCUCCCCAGCGGAUCAGCAGACACUCCCUCGGCCCCAGCAGAACCUGCCUAAGCGCAGGAGUAAGCACCACUGCUCCUCUCCUCCCCCGCCCCACGAGGUCCGAGCCUACCAGCUCUACACUCUCUACCGAGGGAAGGAUGGGAAGGUGAUGCAGGCACCGAUAAAUGGAUGUCGUUGUGAGCCCCUGAUAAACAAACUGGAGAACCAGCUGGAGGCAACAGUGGAGGAGAUAAAAGCUGAGUUUGGGACGGUACAAGAUAAGAUGAACGUUAAGCUGGGCCAGAUGGAAAGCAAAACCCAACACCAACUCCGCGUCUUAGACAAGCUGAUGGCAGAGCGGCUGUCGGCAGAGCGAGCAGAGUGCCUGCAGCGCCUGCAGCAGCACGCCGAGCUGGAGAAGAGCCAGGGCGAGAAGCGGCAGAUUUCCUUGGUUGAUGAGCUGAAGACUUGGUGCAUGCUGAAGAUUCAGAAUCUGGAGCUCAAGCUUUCUGGAGAUUCCAGGUCAUCAAGACCAAAAUCAACACUGUCCACUUGUGAGUCUCUCACUGAGACCCUGGAUACUGAGAACAACCCCCACAGUGCCAAGGACUGUAAAGCCAACCAGCCCAGGCUGCAGUCAGAGGGCUCCCACCAGCAUUCCUACAUCACACUUCCAAAUAGCCUCUCAGAAGAUGGGGGAAGAAGCAGAGUCCAGAUGCCAGAGCAGAGCUUUGGGCAGCACUUUUGCACUCAGCAAGAUGGUGCAUCGGGUACAACCUCAUCAGGUACAGAGCAACAGUUAGCUGUCGGCAGAGCAGCCUCCUCCUCUGCCCCUGCUCAAGAUGUCAGGCCAAAGGACAAAGCUGUUGGUGCCAGCACCUUCCACAGGUGCCAACAGGAGCUGUCCUCCUCUGAGCCUUUGGGCUCCAAAUUAAGACAUGUUAAGGUGCAAGCUGCUUUGCAGCCCUUGACUGAACCUGCAAAGGCUGAACCACAGAGCGGCUGCUUCAUCAACAAAGGAACUCAGACAAAGAAGUCCAGCAAGAGUGGGCAGUCGAGGCACAAAGCUCUGCACCACGGUGGGGCACAUCAGAGCCAGGAGCAGCAGCCCUCUGCCCUGCCUGCAGGUCAGCCCCCAGCCCCAGCCAGAGACACCUCCCAGGCCCUGGAGAUAACGCAGUACUUCUUUGAGGCUGUCUCCACGCAGAUGGAGAAGUGGUAUGAACGGAAGAUAGAGGAGGCUCGGUGCCAAGCCAACCAGAAAGCCCAGCAGGACAAAGCUGCACUCAAGGAGCAUAUCAAAAGCUUGGAAGAAGAGCUCAGCAAACUAAGGACUAAGGUGCAGAAGGAGAGCUAGCACCUGCCAAGCAGUAAAGACAAGCACCAGGACUCACUCUGGAACCUGCUGUCUGGGAAACUGAAAUGGUGACACAGAGAUGUAUUUGCAGUGCCUGUUACAUCCACACUGAACUCUGUUUCUGGAGUAGUAACAACUUUGGGAACUCCAGAACCGAGGAGAAUUCAUAUGCAGACUGUCCUGAGGACAAUGAGAUGCUGCAGAUUAGAUCCUUCCCAGUGUCCAUUCAAUAUUGCACUCUCAAUUUCCAGGUGCUGCUCGAAACCAGACUGCAUUAGAAACCAAACCUGCUUUCUGAAAAGGGAAUUUCCACGUUUCCACACAGCUCCUGUGUGGCUGGAGCAUGUCAGUGAGUGCUCCAGGCCAGCACAUGGCCACACCAAUACUGGAAUAGAUGCAGGGUGCUGGAGGGCUUUUGACAGAAAUUCCUUAGUGAUGAAGGGCUAUCAACACUCUUAGCUACUCCCCACGGGCUCUUUCUGUUCAGUGCAGAGAAGCUACAGAACCAACUCAAACUACAGGCCCAUGCUGGUGACAAGUUCAGGCUUCCAGCUGGGAGAGGUCAGGUUCCCAUGGUGAGUCAUCCCGUUAGGUACAGGGGCUUCAGUUGCCACUUUGCUUUUGUGUUGGUUUUACAUGAUUAAAACAAACACUAAAUUUGGAUUGUCUUGAGUUUUAAUGGUGUCCUGGUUGCAAAGCUGCUUGUGGUGGGGCUGUACUCCAGUAAUCUGACUGAGAAGGUUUUUCUUCAGGUUGUGGAUGCCAAAUAUUUCACCAUAACCAUGUUCUACUUGUUAGAGACAAAUGGAAUAUUAUUUUCUUUUCCUCCAAGCAACAGAUGAGUGAAGAAUCUUGACAAAGCCCUUCCCCUAUACAAGUGGGAGCUUGGUUCCCAGCACUCAAAUGGUUCUUCUGCAGAGUCAGGAUUUUCUCCCAGACACCUUGUCCAGACCAGUGUCUUUUGUUCCUCUGAAGGAUUCCUCUCUUUUUUUUUCCUGUGUAAUUAACUCUGCAAGAGAGGCCAGGUCUGGUGAGUCUGCACUUCUCAGGACUGGUUUCACCAACAGUCCCACAAAGGAAAAUGAUGUUGAGUUCUAGAGAUUUAUUUUGUUGUCAUAUUGCAGCUCACAAUGACCAAUUGUUGUCCAGGUUGAGGCAAUGUAAAUUGUUGCCUCUGCACCCCCUUGAAAGUUUCCUCCUUAUGCCUCUGAGGAGGCUCCAUCAGAUUCUGCUAGAAAAAUGUUUACUGAACUGAUGAUGAUAGUAGAACUAACUGUUCAAAAAGAACUCAAACACAAUGCAGUGCUCUUAUGCCAAGGAGAUUUUUUUCCUGUACUGAAGAGCCCUAAAAUCAAUACAAAAGACUUUUCCAGUAUUGAAGGCACUGCUGACUAAUUAAAGUUUUCAUCUUCUUAGCAGAUGUAUAAAGCAAAGCAAAUUGUAUUAUUAUAUAUUUUUGAAGUCCCUAUUAAUGCACUGUCACGACCAGAAAAGUGUACCUGCAGCUAUCCUAGUUUUAUGGCUCUGCCUUCCAUAGUCUAAUCUAGACACUUUGGUAUGUUUACAGGUUUGUUUCAGCUACUGUAGGAAUGCAGAAGCAUGCUACUCAAGUUUUGUAUCAUCUUGAUAAAGUGAACGUUUUGCCAAGCAAUUAAAGUUAAGUGUUGCUCAGAA